AUGGCUAAACAAAUCACAGAUAUCAAAGAAUUCGUUGAAUUAGCAAGAAGAUCAGAUAUUAAAUCAGCUAUCGUUAAAGUUAAUUCAAAAAUUAACAAAAAUGGUAAAAAAUUUAAACAAACUAAAUUCAAAGUUAGAGGUUCAAAAUAUCAAUAUACUUUAGUUGUUGAUGAUGCUUCAAAAGCUAAAAAAUUACAACAAUCAUUACCACCAACUUUAAAAAUCACCAACUUAUAA
Molecule: messenger RNA, 237 nt
Organism: Insectozyma verbasci
Lineage: Eukaryota; Fungi; Ascomycota; Pichiomycetes; Serinales; Debaryomycetaceae
Source: the annotation of a GenBank genome assembly